UUCUCUUCUGCUUUUGCUUUUACGUAGGCAUUAGCUGCGUGUCUUCAACUUUUCGCUGUUGAAAUAAAAAAUCCGGUAAAGUCUUUAAAUUUGCGUUUCAAAAUGUACUCUAACGAAGAUUACGUUGAAGGGGGAUACGAUGACUACGGUUACGAUAUGGAACCUUUAGACGAUGGAAUCUACGACCGUUCAUAUUAUCCAAUGCAUGAGGACGUCAAAAAGUUCCUGAUGUAUUUUUGCAGUGUAAUCAAAGGAGGUGUAGUGUAUGAGAUUCAGAAUUUAUACGAAAACACUUUCCCUAAGUUGAGCGAGCAACAUUUUGAGAAAAAAGCUUGGCCCAGCGAGAAAGAGGUAGCUCUACUAGUGGAGAACGAUAAUUUGUUUAUGAUCCUGUACAGAGAAUUAUAUUAUCGGCACUUGCAUGCUAGAAUUCAAGGCGGACCAUCACUGGAGCAGCGUUUAAAUUCGUUUUACAAUUAUUGUAGUUUCUUCAAUACUAUUCUCCCGUCUAUGGAACCAGUCCAAUUAGAGUUACCCGAUAUUUGGCUGUGGGAGCUUAUUGAUGAAUUUGUCUAUCAGUUCCAAAACUUUGCGCAAUAUCGUGCCAGGUUGACUGAUAAGACUGAGGAAGAGAUGGACACUUUGCUAAACAACAACAGCAAAGUUUGGAAUAUUCUCUGUAUCUUGAAUGUACUUCAUUCAUUGGUAUCGAUGUCAAAGAUUAAAGAUCAGUUGGAGGCUGCUGCAGCAGGUCGUGAUCCCGAAGAAGUUGCUGGUGAAUUCGGACGCCAUUCAUUUUACAAAAUGCUUGGGUAUUUCAGUUUAGUUGGAUUGUUACGUGUUCACUCACUGCUGGGUGAUUACCAUCAAGCUAUCAAAGUGCUUGAACCGAUUGAGAUCCAUAAGAAGAGUCAAUAUUCACAUAUUCCGGCCUGUCAAAUUUCUACUUCCUACUAUGUCGGAUUUGCUUACAUGAUGAUGCGUCGUUAUUCGGAUGCCAUUCGUACGUUCUCCUCAAUUCUGCUGUACAUUCAACGCACUAAACAACUAUAUAGUGCACGCUCUUAUCAAAACGAUCAAAUCAACAAACAAACAGACCAGAUGUACCAUUUGUUAGCUAUUUGCUUAGUAUUACAUCCGCAAUGUAUCGACGAAUCAAUUCAGCAGGUGCUUCGUGAAAAAAAUUACCACGAUAAUAUGUACAAAAUGCAAUGCGGUGAUUUAGAUACUUUCCGCAACUUUUUUGUUUUUGCUUGCCCUAAAUUUGUAUCACCUGUUCCGCCGCCACCAGAUGCGCCUAUUGAAGAUUAUGUGAAGGAAGCAUUGGAGCACCAGACCAAUGUGUUUAUGGACGAAGUUCGUCAGCAACAAGAAUUGCCUACUAUACGGUCUUAUUUGAAGUUGUACACCACUCUGCCGUUAUUGAAAUUAGCUUCUUUCAUGGAUCACAUUCCACAAGAUGAAAUUGGAGAACAGAAAAUCGAAAAUCUAUUGACCCAUUUGCUGUGCUUCAAGCAUAAGAUGAAGAAUAUUGUUUGGACCAAGGGCUCUAGCGGAUUGGAAGGCAAAUUUCAGUCAGGGUCAGAGUUGGACUUCUUUAUCGACAAAGAUAUGAUUCACAUUGCUGAUACAAAAGUUUCGCAUCGUUAUGGUGAUUUCUUCAUUAGAAAAAUUAUGAAAUUUGAAGACUUGAACCGUCGUCUUCAUAAUUUGAAAGGUUAAUUUGCUAUUCAUUGGGUAGCUGGGCAACAUAAGGCAUGUUUAACUAUAAAACUAUUGUCGUCAAUGCACUUAUAGAGGUAAACGCUACUGUAACUAACAAUAUUAAUUGAAUAAAUACUUUGGUUUCC
This is a messenger RNA of Sabethes cyaneus, 1850 nucleotides long. It is a transcript of the gene eIF3l, whose product is annotated as eukaryotic translation initiation factor 3 subunit L. Bases 103 to 1722 code for a protein of 539 amino acids. Gene Ontology annotation, molecular function: translation initiation factor activity; protein binding. NCBI's taxonomy places the organism in Eukaryota, Metazoa, Arthropoda, Insecta, Diptera, Culicidae. The record is from RefSeq and is a predicted model, not a curated record. Gene Ontology annotation, biological process: translational initiation. Gene Ontology annotation, cellular component: cytoplasm; eukaryotic translation initiation factor 3 complex. The transcript is spliced from 2 exons.